Myripristis murdjan (pinecone soldierfish) is the source of this 1983-nucleotide messenger RNA. RefSeq names its product TRAF family member-associated NFKB activator (gene tank). The coding region runs from base 201 to 1271 and encodes 356 amino acids. The transcript has 8 exons. Lineage: Eukaryota; Metazoa; Chordata; Actinopteri; Holocentriformes; Holocentridae. The record is from RefSeq and is a predicted model, not a curated record. Gene Ontology annotation, biological process: negative regulation of canonical NF-kappaB signal transduction.
GAUUCCCCGAGGGAAGUUCCCAACUCAACUAGUCUAUGUAAAAUGUACAUUAGUGCGAAACAUAUCCUCUGCUGCGUUUCGUAACUUUGCAGGUCAUUUGAAGAGUACGAAGGUGUCGUGGCGUCAAAACAAUAAUUUUGACUUUACACGAAUGAAGGGCUCAUGUCUGCUGUGUCAGUGAUGAUUGUGGAGCACACGGCAUGGAGAGGAACAUUGGAGACCAGCUCAACAAAGCUUUUGAAGCUUAUCGUCAGGCCUCCAUUGAGAAAGACAAUGCUAAAAAGGAACUACAGAAAAUGACUGAAUAUUAUCAACAGUACACUCAAAAGCUUCAAAAGCAGAUAGAAGACCAGAAGCAGGCGAUUUUAAAACUUGAAGCUCAGUUGAUGUCAACAGCAAAGCAACCAUCAGGAGAGGUGAAAUGUGAGAUGGCCCCCAGAACACAGGAAGAGGAGACUUCGCCUUGCAAUCAUCUACUCGAUGGGCCAGGUGGUUCUAGGAAAAUACCGUGUCUGAACGAGACCAUGGAAAUUGCAGUGGCUGUUGCUCCUAAAUUGCCAGUAAACAGCAGCAUUGACAAUCAAGACAUGCUGGAGGUAUUUGAAGCAAUUCAAGGGAAAUUCCAGCAGAUUCGGUUACUAACCAGAAGACAAAAAGAUCAUCUAAAAAGAUUUCAUGGGGGAAAUGAUACUUCAAAUGACCAGCGGUUCUCCAUGCCUAUCCAGUGCACAGACGGUACAGUGGAGCAGACGGAGAGACCCUUCCCCUCAGCACUAAGACCAGCGGUGGAUAUUCCACACCCACCUAUGCCUCUGGCGUCCCGCGGUGCCAGCCCUGAGGACAGGGACUUAGAAGACUCUCUCACCAAACUCAGUGUCAAAUUCCCGCCCUCUGCGGACAGUGAAUACGAGUUCCUGAACAGUGCUCCUGAGAGACACAUUGGGCUGCCCAUGCCCAGGAAACGGCCUGUCAGUAGUGUCCCUACUGCACUGACAGAGGAGGUACCGGUGGAACUGGCCAUGCCUUUUGACUACCCCGCAUCCCCCUCCCACUCGACAUCAUCCUCACUCUCCCAGGAGAGUGUACGGGGACCCCAACAGCCUCUCUGGAGUCCCGAGCUGUGUGAGGCAGUUAAUGUGCGGACAGAGUUGGAGAUGGCACAGAGCAGCAGUCCUGAUAAAUGUGCUUUCUGCCAUGCUGUGGUUCCCCAAGACCGUAUGAACAGCCACCUCUAUUCUCAUUUCUCUCAUAAGAACGAAGCCAGCAAUUGACAAUGGAAGCAGAGACUGACUGUCCAAUGCAAUAACUCCUCCAAGACUUAUUGUAUUCAUGGUGUAUUCAUGCCUUUGUUGCCUGCCAUGAAGUACAUGCGCUGUACUGGAUUUCAAAUGACACUGCAUUUUGCAAUAAGAUUGGAAUCCAUUCUUAGUCCAUUUAUUUAAUGCUGAAGAGUUGAAUGGUACACUUUCUUGCCCAUUGUAUUUUUUUAAAUAUUACUCUGAAAUUGUACUCAUGACCUAAAUGGUGAUGAUGCAUAUUAUACUAGAUAUGAGUGUAAUAAAGCCAUCAUUUAAUCUUGCAAUGAAUAUUCUUUUUCAUUAGCAAUGUCAUUUCCUUUGUUUAUAGAUCGGGUGGGAUACUGUUCUAAGUGUAGCCACAAUAUGAUGGAGAACUUGCAGCCCUGAUGUUACAUUGAUAUUUAUGAACUUUGGUGUUGAAUUGUGUUUAUGCAUUUUGUAUUUGAAAACUCAUAAGUUGUAUUUGAGGACUCAAAAAAAAAAUAUAUAUAUAUAUCAAUGUAUAUUUUUCAGGGAGAUCUUCACUCAGAACUGAAGAAAAAUGAAUUCACUUUGGAAAUGUAAGUUUUAUAAUCAUUUUUGCUGAAAUGUGACUAAUAUUACCUUCUCUUUAUGCUGUCAACAGAAUUUUAUACUUUAUAGACAUAAAUGCAAAAGUGGAAGAUUUCAUAUAUUUUAUUUGCGU